AUGAGCCGCUGGCCGCAGCGCCGGGACGGCCCCAACGGCACCGAGCCCGGCGCCAUGGGGCAGCGGGGCAACGGGACGGGGCGGGCGGCGGCGGCGGCGGCGGAGGAGGAGGAGGAAGGCUGCAGCGCCGUGUCGGUGGCCUUCCCGCUGACCAUGAUGAGCACGGGCAUCGUGGGCAAUGCCCUGGCCAUGCUGCUGGUGUCCCGCAGCUACCGCGCCAAGGAGAGCCGGAGGAAGCGAUCCUUCCUGCUGUGCAUCGGCUCCCUGGCGCUCACCGACCUGCUGGGGCAGCUGCUGACCAGCCCCAUCGUCAUCUCCGUCUACCUGUCCGACCGCGCCUGGGACGCCGUCGACCCCUCGGGCCGCCUCUGCGCUUUCUUCGGCUUCAGCAUGACCGUCUUCGGCCUCUGCCCGCUCUUCAUCGCCAGCGCCAUGGCCGUGGAGCGGACGCUGGCCAUCCGCGCGCCCCACUGGUACGCCAGCCACAUGAAGCCGGGGGUCACCAAGACGGUGCUGCUCGGCAUCUGGCUGGCCGUGGCCGCCUUCGCCCUCCUGCCCGUCGCCGGACUGGGCCGGUACACGCUGCAGUGGCCCGGGACCUGGUGCUUCAUCAGCACCGGUGACAGCCGCCUCACCGGCAGCCUCCUCUUCGCCUCCACCUUCGCCGUCCUGGGGCUCCUCUCCCUCGUGGUGACGGUGGCGUGCAACCUGGCCACCAUCGAGGCCUUGGUGUCUCGCUGCCGGACCAAAGCGACCGCGUCGCGCUCCAGCAAGCAGUGGGGGCGGAUCACCAUGGAGACGCUGAUCCAGCUCUUGGGGAUCAUGUGCGUCCUCUCGGCCUGCUGGUCACCGCUGCUGGUAACGAUGUUGAAGAUGAUCUUCAGCCACACGUCGUUCGAGCACUGCAAGGGAUUCUGCGGCAAAGCCCAGAGCUCGGACCUCCACAAGGAAUGCGAUUUCUUCCUGACGGCUGUGCGCUUGGCCUCGCUCAACCAGAUACUGGAUCCGUGGGUUUACCUGCUGCUCAGGAAGAUCCUCCUCCAGAAGUUCUGCCAAGCAGCCAGCGCCGUCUCCAAGUGCUCUAACAGCGAGUGGAAGGAGAGGUCCAUCACCUUGUCAGAGGAAAUCCGGCGGACGGCGGCGUGAGGGGGCAUCGACCCGCCUGCGUGGAAACUACUGCUGCCAGCGAGUAGCUUUGAACCUUGCCGUGACUUGGGGUCCCUGUAGCGUGUUAGCGUCUGCGUGAAUGGCCGAAAGGGGUGUUACUGAGUGGACUUGUAGUGCGAGUGAUUAUCUAGCCAACGUGCCAAAAAUUCUCAAAUACAGGAGGGGGAAUCGGUUUUGCUCCUACCUUCUGUUGUUAUUGCCGUUCACAAGUGAGCUGCAGAACAUCAGGUUUUGUGUGGCCAAAAUAGAGUUUGGAGGGAAUUCCCUUGCGUUAAGCUAGAAAAAAAAAAUGGGUUUCCUACCAGGGGACACUUGGAACAGAUUAAAUUAUUGAAGAGGCCCACUCUGACACAAAUUUUAAUACUAAGAUUAUCUACUUUAGAGAGUCCUUCUUCCUCCUUUUUUUCUGGAGGGACAAGGGGAGAAAGGGGCAAACCCCCCAAGAAUUAAAGGAAGACAAAACGAAGAGACUUCAUUUGGAUUUCAGUGGCUUAAAACUGAAGAGGUUGUGUUGUACCAAUGUUGGUACAUCAUUCUCUUUCGAGAACUGCAGGUAGCACGAGUCUCAUGACACAGGGAUUUGUCCUGAUAAAUACCCGUUCUGCGUGGAUGCUAAAGUCAGCUCAUCUGCUGAGGAGGAUGUAGCCUUGGGACAAAGAGCACAAGUGAGAAAUCUAUGAUUUUUUUUUUUUUUUUUUUUUUUUUUAAGUAGCAGCCUGUGAAUUACCCAGGCAUAACAAGAAUUGCUGUUUGCAAAGCACACUAUAAAACUACUUUGAGCAGAUGGAGAGAGUGAUAAACAGGUUGUAAGAGACAGUAAAUGUUCUUCUUCCUGUAGAUUAAUGGCAGAGGUUUACAAAGCCAGAAAUACUGCCUUCAUAUGAGUUGUUUUAUCUGGAAAUGCACAUGUCCAGGAAGAAAAAGAACAUCCAGCAAUUUUUAAGGAACGGGGAUGCUGCUCAAAACUUCUUCAUCACUAAAAUGUCCUACGAAGUGGCCAGAAUACUAGCCCCAAAAUAGUUUAUUUCUUCUUUCCUCCAAAAAGACAAAUCUGAGAAGUAUGGCAGUUUUUGGAAUUUUGAACAUAAAGCAGACUGGAAGAGGUGGGUAGAAGUGUGUGCGUUAGUCAGCUCUUUCCCCCAGGUAACUUCCAGCUUUUAUUAGAAAACUGAGUUCUAAUCCAUUUGUGUCACAUCCGGAGGUUAUUUUUAGAAGGGCUACCUUUAGUCCUUGCUUUCUUCACCCUUCUGUGGAUGAUUAGCCUCCAGUGUCUCCUGUUUCAUGGCCUCUUGGGUGAAAUUAGAUGCAAAUACAAUAAAACGCAGAAUAUCAUAUAGCUGUACACCGCAUAGUAUCGUAUUCAGGGGCCUUAAAGGCAAGUGUAACCCUGCAUGUGCAAGGAAUUUCUUACACAGAACCUUUAUUUUUACUUCUCUUCCUUUGUUUAUAAAAGCACCUACUCAAAAGAGAAACUGGCUACUGACUUUUCUUGUUCUGCUCCCGGGUUGUCUAGUUCCUUCUCUUUGUAUCAGUCAAACAGAAAUGAUGGAUCUGACAGGAGGAACCACUCUCUGCAUAGGUAAUUUUAUCUGGGUGGCAUCUGAGUGCAACCUAAAAGCUACGGCCUUACUUGAAUUCACGAGCCAGCCUAAAACCACAGAGGCGCAUUUCGUAAGGCACUGCCUUUCUUUUGUCAGUACUCCUCGUUUUCUUCAAUUUAAUGAAACGAAUUCCUUUUCCAGUUACGAGUCGACUGGGUCCUUCAGGCCGCGGGACCCCACGCUCGGAGCCUCACAACCGCACGUGCCCGCAGGUCGACGGCGCCGCCAGCCCCGCUCCCUUUGCGGAGCGGCGCUUUGGGGGGGACACGGCGAAACACAAAUUCUACUCGUUCUCUUUGAAAAAGUGCCUUGCAGGAAUCGGGCUUCUUAAAAAUCAUUCUUUUGGAAUAUAACGAGUCUGUUCUUCUGUCCGGAGGGUUGGUAUUUUUCAGUUUACGUACGUCAGCUUUUUAAAACAAAUAAACCCAGCCGCUUGCAAAAUGGGUCGGGAUGACCUCGGCAAUUAGUCUGAACCGUGCUUGGUCGAGCCAUUUCUGAGCAGCGGCAGCGCCCGCAGAGCACAGAGCUUCCCCGGGACCCGGCGCGGGAGAGGAUCCGCGGGGAAGAGUGAGUCCAUCGCCCUCGGAUCAGCUCUUCUGUGGCGGGAGGAGGAGGGUGCUGGGCUUCCCUGGACACAACCGGUCCGAGGCGCGUAGUGAGAGAGCAGCUCCAACGUGACGUCGGCCGAGGCUGUGGGAGGGGAGCCUUGCUCGGUCCUCGGGGAGCUGGACACGGGCUCCUUGUCCCCACGCGGCGGUUUCACCCUAGUUCACUUGAAAUAAUGCUACGCCAUGCCUUGUUUCGGUGAAAUGGGACACUUCUGUUCGGAACAAAAGCAGUUCUGUCCGUCUUUCGGCGCGGUAAUACGAAGAAGCUACUGUAAAUAUCAGGAAAUGGGAAAGAAUGUCUGCUUUUAAUUUGUUUACAGAAAAAGGAGUUUAAGCACUAUUUGCCAGCCAUGGCUGCCAUAACAGGACUUGGCUGGAGGAACGCACUUUCAAAAAUGAAUUCAAAGAGCUUAACCGUAAAUGAAAGCUUUUAUUUCCCAUCUCCGUGUUUGAGUGGGAAGAUGUGUUUUUGUUGCAUUCCUUUAAAAUCUUCAUGUGAUGUAUUUAAUUCCACUACGAGUAGUAUUUCUGAUACUGGUUUUAAUAUGUUGUACGUCUGUCAAAGAUGUUCCGGGAACUGUAGUGUAUGGAAAACCAAUUUUGAGAUCACUGUUUGCCUUAAAAACGAGCUUGUCUGUGUACCAAAUCAACGUGUGCUGUAUCAGCCUGAAUAAAAGUUCGGCGGAAUAA
Molecule: messenger RNA, 4066 nt
Organism: Tyto alba (common barn owl)
Lineage: Eukaryota; Metazoa; Chordata; Aves; Strigiformes; Tytonidae
Gene: PTGER3
Product: prostaglandin E receptor 3
Exons: 2
Coding region: 1-1146 (381 amino acids)
Biological process (GO): adenylate cyclase-activating G protein-coupled receptor signaling pathway; negative regulation of gastric acid secretion; intestine smooth muscle contraction
Cellular component (GO): plasma membrane
Molecular function (GO): prostaglandin E receptor activity
Source: RefSeq, a predicted model, not a curated record